AUGUUUCCUGAGACACCUAAAACACCUGAAGAAACUGGCUGCAGGCCUAAAGUUUUUAAAUUACCUGAAUCAACAAAAGAAGAAAAUCCAGGAAUAGAUGUGAACCAGGCUAUUAUGCAGAAAAUCACGAGGAAGAAUCACGAGGAAAACAGGCACGAAGAAAAGAAGGGUAAAAGAAGUGUGGCUCUCAAGGGAGCAGUUAUGGGAGCUGUCAAUAAAACUAAAUUGGCCUUUGGCAUAGGAACCAAAGCUGCAGGAGAAUCUGUUCCAGUACAGCCUAGUAUACCACAGCCAAGUGCUGUACCAAAGCCUGAUGAAAAUACGGAUGAUAAGAUAAGUAACAAAAUAUUAGAAAAACCUGUUCCUGAAUUGGAAUCAGAGGUGGAAGCUUUGAUAAGAGAAGCAUCAGCUCUCCUAGGGCCUGACAGUAUUUCUCCACAACCUUCUACCUCGACUGCAUCAGCGCCAUCCAGUCCCUUGAAGGAUAUUGAAAGACCUAUAUCCUUGAGUGAAAAACUAGAGUUACAUAUAGAGAAGAACCAUACAACUUGCAUAGGAGAGGAAGGCGAGGAAGAAAUAUAUGUUGAUGCCAUUGACCCGUCCGUCAACUUCAUUCUUUACCCUCUAAUGCAGUAGAUCCUACCCAGUUCGAUAUCUUGAUGCCUCUCCCAGAUGUUCAGGCAGAGAGAGAGCGACGCUCUCGUUCUCGCACUCCCAUGGAUCGCUCUGAGAGAUCCUGCACACCAUCAUCUGUAGUAGCACUGGAGACGCUGCGGGCCCGGCUGGACAAGGUGGAGAAGGAGCGCGGCCAGUUGAAGCACGACAAUGACAGGCUGGAGGCGAGG
Penaeus vannamei (Pacific white shrimp) is the source of this 845-nucleotide messenger RNA. The record is from RefSeq and is a predicted model, not a curated record. Lineage: Eukaryota; Metazoa; Arthropoda; Malacostraca; Decapoda; Penaeidae.